Messenger RNA from Phaeoacremonium minimum UCRPA7, 1446 nucleotides. RefSeq names its product putative rhamnogalacturonase b protein. The transcript is spliced from 5 exons. Lineage: Eukaryota; Fungi; Ascomycota; Sordariomycetes; Togniniales; Togniniaceae. Gene Ontology annotation, molecular function: carbohydrate binding; carbon-oxygen lyase activity, acting on polysaccharides. The record is from RefSeq and is a predicted model, not a curated record. Bases 1 to 1446 code for a protein of 481 amino acids. Gene Ontology annotation, biological process: pectin catabolic process.
AUGUACAUGGUUGUUCGCCAAGGAGAGAGCAGCAUUUACAUGGCGACAUACAUUACUGCAGAGCCAGACAUUGGUGAGCUGCGCUUCAUUGCUCGCCUGAAGCCGGAUGUGCUGCCGUACGAGUACCCGUACGGUGAUGUCUCAACCACCGCAGAUGGUACCGCCAUUGAAGGCUCUGAUGUGUUCCUUGUCGAUGGAGAGACCAGGUCUAAAUUCUAUUCCUCUACUCGGUUCAUUGAUGAGAAUGUCCACUGCGUCUGGGGUGACACUGUCGAUACAAUCCACGCAUGCAUCAUGACGCCACAGCAAGAGUCGAGCUCCGGCGGACCAUUCUUCCGUGACAUCGAUAACAAUAAUGCCGGCGACAGUACAAACUUGUACAAUUAUAUGAACAGCGGCCACGCGCAGACCGAAUCCUUCCGAACUGGCUUGCAUGGGCCAUAUGUGAUGCAGUUCAGCCGUUCUGGAAUUCCUUCGGUAAAGAGCAUUGACACAUCCUUCUUUAGCGAGCUCAGCGUCACAGGCUAUGUCGCGGCAUCGUCUCGUGGCUAUGUUAGUGGCACCGCGACUGGUGUCUCUAGCUCUUUCCAGGUUGUGGUUCAUUGGUAUAACUCCGCUGCCCAGUACUGGGCGGUCGCUUCUUCUAGCGGAGCCUUCACCUCCCCAGCGAUGAAGCCCGGUACAUACACGAUGGUACUUUACCAGACUGAGUUCAAGGUCGCCAGCACGACUGUGACGGUAUCUGCCGGCCAAACGACUAGCAAGAGCAUUGCCAGUACCUUCUCAACCAGCCACACUACUCUCUUCAAGAUUGGUGAGUAUGAUGGCCAACCUACCGGCUUUCGCAAUGCGGAUAAGUUCCUGCGCAUGCAUCCAUCAGAUAGUCGUAUGAGCAGCUGGGGGCCACUGACUUACACCGUCGGUUCAUCCGCCUUGAGCGACUUUCCUAUGGCCAUCUUUCAAACGGUGAACAACCCCGUGACCAUCAAGUUCACGCUCUCGUCUGCACCUGGUGCUGCAACUCUCCGAAUCGCGACCACGCUUUCUUUUGCCGGCAGCCGUCCACAAGCAAAGGUGAAUAGCUGGACAGGACCGGCCCCGGCCGCCCCAACCAAGAUUGAUAGCCGAGGAGUGACAAGAGGUGCAUACCGAGGCUACGGGGAGGUAUACGAUGUCAGCAUCCCAUCUGGAACACUUGUUGCCGGCAGCAACACAAUCACAAUCACCUCUAUCUCCGGAAGCAGCGGCGAUACGUUCUUGAAUCCAAAUUUCAUCUUCGACUGUGUCGAACUCUUCACAGCGGAGCUACGCAGACGCAAUAUGGCCAAUGCGGGGGCACCGGUUACACUGGGCCUACAGUGUGCGCAAGUCCGUAUUCCUGCACUUAUUCGAAUGAAUACUAUUCGCAAUGUCUCUAAAUAUGCUGAACUAGCAUCCCUCAAAUGA